Penicillium arizonense is the source of this 909-nucleotide messenger RNA. RefSeq lists its product as uncharacterized. The record is from RefSeq and is a predicted model, not a curated record. The transcript has a single exon. NCBI's taxonomy places the organism in Eukaryota, Fungi, Ascomycota, Eurotiomycetes, Eurotiales, Aspergillaceae. The coding region runs from base 1 to 909 and encodes 302 amino acids.
AUGUCGGCCAAGGAUCAGAUGGAACCUUUCGCUUUGGCUGAGAACUCCCUCGCCCUGCCUCAGGUCUCUCGAACCGUGGCUGAGCCUUCUGCUUUGAACGAUCGUUCUGGCCCGGUCCAAUCUGCCUUGGUCCAAUCUGCCAUGAUUGACCACUCCGCAUUGAUUCACCAACCCGACCCCGCCAAAGGACCCGUUGUUGGAACCGUGGAAGGAUUUGAUGUCCCCCUUCUCCCCACUCUCCCUCCUCCCACCCAGGCUGACAAUCUUCCCCCCUACGUCUGGACUCUCAUCCCGAACAUCCGCAAGCUGUCCAAGAAAUGGGACCAGGAUUUGUGGCUCUGCCGCGUUAAGGGCACCCUCCACACCCUCGGCAUCAAGGAUGUCAUCUCCAAGUACCUUGACCGCCCCGAUGAGUCCCACCCCAGCUACCAAAACUGGAAGAGAUGGUCCCAGCGCGUCGACAGAUGGCUCUUCACCAACGUUGGAGAGAAGAUUCGGUUCCGCCUGCAGCAAAUCAGCCCCCCUCUUGAGUUCGCCGAUGUGACCAUGGAGCACAUCCUCCGCCUUGAGCCUAACGAGGAUGACCGCAUGUCGGUCGAAGUCUUCAACAUGUGGAAGAUGCGCCGCGAUGACUACGACAGCGCCGCUGAGUACGUCGAGGCCUGGAGUGACCAGGUUCAGCACUGCCGCCGUCUGGAUAUUGGCAUUGGGUACUAUGUGGCAACCAAGGUCAUGUUGGAUGAGCUCGAUGAGGAGUACCCGGUCAUAACGACCUUUGUGAACCGCGAGAUUCGGGAGCAGGACCAGACCGCGCAUGUUAUGGACUGGGUCAACUUUUCUACCAUUGUGAAUGGUAUUAUGGGCUGUAUCCUGGCUAAGGAGAACCCCUGCCGCACUCCGUUGGAGUGA